AUGAGUGAGACGGCGAAUCACGCCCUUGAAGUCACCGCAACUCCGGCGUGCGCCUCAAAGCGUUUGUCGAUGCGAAACAGCCCGGCACAAGUUCCGCUCAGCUCCAGUCAGCCAGGAGAAUUGGAAGCAACUGGUUUUCCUCAGAACCCGAAGAUAACACGCCCGUCAACCCAAGGCCUGAUUCUGACUGAUGCCACACAGGUGACCCCUACAUUGCCAAUGCAUACGCGGUCUGCGGCAGCAGCAGUGGAGUCCCGGUCAACGGGCACAGGAAGUGGGCAUCCUGGAGUGCGGUGUGAACCGGCAACUGAAAGAGGCGAAGCACGAUAUGUCUCCACAGCGUCGUGGCAAGUUGCGAUGCCCAACACAUCGUCAAAGAAGCGAAUUGAAUCUCCUAUGCCAAGCCAACGCGGGUCCGACAAUCAAACAGGCGGCGCAAGUGCUACUUGUGCCGCGUCUCCGCAGACAAGCGAGACCAGGCAGCUAACGUGUGAGACGCAGACAUCCAGGCUGAAAGAGGGGCCGUCGAGUACCGCUCAAGGAGGAAUAGACGCCAGUCCGUCAGUCAAGGGCUAUCCCGCUUUUGGGGGCCCUACGCCUGUUCAGCCACUCGGCCCUGCGAAGCAAAAGCAGCUGGUGCAGCGCUCAGAUGCGGAAGAAGCGGACGAUCCGGCGGCCAACGGCUCAACAGAGGUGACUCCUGCCCGACAUCACAUGCAGCAAUGUUCCGCACCCACCAGAAGAAACGCAAGUGGAGAGACGAAUGCGGCAGGAGUGAAAGUCAGGGCCUCCGGCACACUUCGAGGGAGACCGAAGCAGAACGGUCAUUUCUGUGAGGGCGACGCUGUGCGGCUGUCAGCAAAUGCUUCAUUUUCACCCAAAGCACGAGGAGAAGGAUUGCCAUCAGUCAGCAGCAUCGAAGAACAAGGUGACGUUAUUCCCCUUAGAAGUUUCUUGUGGGCGCUGGAUGCAUUCCCUGGCGUCGGCGGGUUGUCGAAAACGGGAAAGCACCAAGAGAAAACUCCAGAGGAUGCUUUAGUGAAUUGCCAGCUCGAUGAUUUCGAGUUAGCGGAUUCCCGUUCUGGCGGCGACGCUUGUUUAUUAGGGAGAGGCACUUACGGCGUUGUGAGGAAACUAAGGCAUCGGGCAACAGGAAAAGUGUUUGCGGUAAAGUCUAUCGAAAAGGAAAGCGUCGUGCGCGCCGGGAUGGUUAGUCAGGUUGAAUUUGAGUUGCUGGUUCAAAAGGAUCUGCUACGACACCGGAACGUUCUGCGGUGCUUCGCGUGCAUGGAGGACAACGAGCAAGUUCACCUUGUUCUUGAGUACUGUAGCCAAGGCGAUUUGUACUCGAAAAUCCGGUCCCAGCCCCUAAGGCGUUUAUCCGAACGCGAAGCGUUCGUCUAUUUCUCUCAGCUUGUCAAUGGACUCCACUACCUUCAUAGCAAGGGAGUUACACACCGAGAUUUGAAACUGGAAAACCUCCUUUUGGAUGGACAGAACGUGCUAAAGAUCGCGGACUUGGGAUGGUGUGGUUCGGUCCUGGGGAAAAGAAAGAAUUUCAAUUUCUGCGGCACUCUUGACUAUUUGGCGCCCGAGAUGAUCCAAGGUGUAGGCCACGACUGGAGAGUUGACCUUUGGGGCGCAGGCAUUUUGCUGUACGAGAUGCUAGACGGGAAACCACCGUUCCAGUCAACACGGCACCUCGAGCUGAUUCAGCAGGUUCUCAAAGCAGAAGUAACAAUUCCUCCUCACAUUGCGUCCGACGCUGGAGACCUUAUCGCAAAAUUACUUCGUUACGACCCAGAGGACCGUAUUCCUCUCCACCUCUUGCCACAGCAUCCGUGGGUGAAACGGAUGUGGUCUGAACUUCGCAGCGAGUACUACGCGAAGUAUCCCGACGCUGUUCCGCGACGCAGCAGUGCGUCAUGUACACUCUCGGGCGCCGCUCCACACUGUGAGAAGCAUUCAAGGGCGUCGUCCGCCUCAGCCGUCCGUACAGCUUCGAGCCCAAGAAGUAGCAAUUUCCGUUCAGCUCCAACUCCCCUCCCUUCCUUCACCAGAGCAGGGGUCAGAGCAUCUCAUGCCCCGCAGAAACCGGCGGCGUCACAGCAGCUCACGCUUGAUGGCCGAUGCAACACGAAUGCACAUCGACACGAUGAUGCAACGUACAGAAAAGCCCCGCCUGGCGCUCAGUCCGCCGUUUUUUUCGGCGGCUCGACGGGAGGCGAGCAGGGGACCAUACGUGCGUCCGCUUCUCUGGGUACGAGUGCCGGUUCUUUGGAGCAUCGACGGGACAGUAGCGUACAGGAGGAUCUGUCCGCGCCAGAAAAAGAUUCCCGGCAAGCCUCUCCGGAUCAACUCCAUACAGAUCUUCCAUCUGAAAAGAAGACACUACUGCAAGGAAUGCAGGAGGGUUCAGAGAGCAGGAGCAGCGCAGGGUGUGAGUACAGCCAAACCGCCCCGUCAGAGUGUCGGCUCCUGCGCGGCAGCACGAUGGCUUCCUCCGUCGACUCGGACGUAGCUGAACGGUCCAAGGCCGAAAGCGACCCAGAUGAGUUCCAGACGCAUUCCACAGAUGCUCUAAAGGACGGAGCUCGCGUCGUACCUCCCGAAACCUUUCUGGAGAAAAACGGCCAUAGCCUCGACAGCCAAAGCUGCUCCGGGGGCGAGAGCUCGACCCCUGCCGGACAACAAUCCAGUGAAACGCUGGGUGAAUGGAACCCGAAUACAGGUUCGCCUGUCGACGCUCUGCGAGUGGACUCGUCAAUUAGUCUUCACUCACACCCUGUCCCCGGCGACGACGAGACGAAAGUUCCGCCUCGUGAUCUUCAUGACGAUGCGGCAGCGAAUCUCCCCUCCAAAAAGAAAAAAGUCGUUCCGUCGAGAGUUGGUCCAGAAGCUGCAUCCGCACAUGUUGGCGGUCUGGCUGGCGCCCGAAGCGCGCGUUCCCUCGGGCAGCUAUCCGACACCGAUCACCGUCGAGGGGGUGUGAGAAGGUCCAUCGCCCAGGCCGCACAGAGGAAAGCGUUGUCGACCCGCAUGCAGGAGAAAAAUGAGUCGGCGCGUGCCGCAUUGUGUGCAUCGCUGAUCUCCAGAAUCUUGGACAUCAACAGGAGCACGCAUGCCGCUGUCCAUGCGGGGACUGUCAUCUCCCCACCACCCGUGCUGCUGCCGACUCACCCCACAGCUCGCCCCAGCUGGUCUGGUUCUGUUAGAGGCACCGGUGCUGGACACCGAGCGACGAGCUCUUCCGCGACGAACCGACGAUUCUCAAGGGGAGGAUCGAAAUCAGCGGACCGGAAACCGGAGGGCGGCCCAGUUGGGACAGCUGCCAAAAGCUUUCCAAGUAAAGUUCAGGCCACGCAACAGGUGUGCAAGGGCCCGAGACGUCCUGCUGUGAAGGCAGACAACUACAGCGUUCUUUUCGAAGACGCAGACCUGUCAGACUCUGAGAAAAAUACCGCAGAUGGGGUGCCUGCCCGACGGGGCUCGCCUCUGCUGGAGAAAACAGAUGCUAACGGCGAGGUGUUCACAGGGGAUCAAACAGAGAGCGAACCAAGUGCCUCGGCGCAGUUUGGCUCUCAAUCGCGAGGUUGCCAAGAGAUGAGCACCGGAAUACGACAGGAAAGUAGUUCGCACCUCAGCCCUUCGACUUCCCUUUCCAACCACGGGGCAGGCUCCCAGGUCUCGGAUCACGCUCCACUUCACGCGACGUCUCCGUCGGAUGCCUCCCAACAGACUAAAUCGCAUUUCCAUUUGGAGGAUGCCCGGCAACCCGCAAGCGUGAUUACCCAAUCCGUUGCACUGCAGACACCACACGUCCCUUACCAGCCGAAUAGGGUGUGCCCGGAAGCAGCCGGAGAGAGUCGUGUCUGUCAAGGUUCCCAAAACGUUUUCUUUCAUUCCCAAGCACACGUACCUUGCCAGCAAUGGUACCAUAGUUCUCCGCAAAGCGAGAUCGGAGGCAGCUCCGCGACAUCCCACGGAGAAGGCUCGACAGGAUUUGAUUCAAAGCCGGCGGCCCCCGUUCCUGAAGGACACCGAGCGAGUGCCCGCGCCGCGAUUCGGGAAACCCCGCGGUGGGGCGAACUUGAUCAAGGCCCGUCGGGAAUUCCGCCUGAGUCCGACUCCUGUGGCGUGUCCGGCGCCUUUUUUGCACCGUUGUCUCAAGACCGCGAGCUGCCGAAUAUGAAUUCGAAAGGCGGACAUGGCACUCUGGCCUCUGCAGCGACAGCCGAGGCUCAGCAAUCGGUGUGGAGGGUGGGCGGAUCUCGGCCGUGUGCCGAAGAGUCCUCAGGCGCAACACCAAGCGGGUUGAGCCGAUCCGCCGAGUGUGAGCAGAAGAAUCGCGGCACAGCGCGGGACUCAGGCGCCGACAUGGAGGCAAGGGAUUGCGAGGAAGCAGAAGACUUCAGUGCCUUUGCAGAUCACCUUUCUGAGGGUUCUACCGACGAUGAGUUGCCUGGUGCUACACCAAGCAAUGCAGAUUCUGAGCUCCUGCCGUCAAAGACUCGCGGGCGGAUCCCGUCUGCGACGGCGCUGAGGCGACAGCCACGUUCUGGCUGGGUUUCGACUCGCCAACCGGCGCGCACUGGAGUCCCCAAAUUCCGAAGCCACUCUGAGCAGUCAAGCAGGCCUGUUAAGAAGGGCUCUGGUUCGUCUAAGGAAUCAGCCUUGGUAGCUUCAAACGCUCCCGUUUUGCCCACUCAGCGACGGGAUGACUCUCGCGUCGGCGCGUUUAAGCACGCACCUGCAGCAACUUCCAGAGGGAAGGUGGUUGUACCGGGAGGACCUCACCGGUUGAACAGGGAAACAUCCAGAUUGGGACAAAAGGGUACUACCCACAGAGGCUUGACACGACCAUUUCCCUCUGCGACACACGCCGGUAGCCCUAGCGGCGCACCUGGACGCGGCACAGACAAGGCAUCUGGUGUUAAAGGAGGGAGUAAGUCUGGAAGCGAUGCGGCGAGCGUUUCCAAAGGCAAGGAGAGCGCGUCCGCGGCUUCAAAGUCGUGCGGCCCCAGAGGCGAGGACGCCUCGUUGGCGCAGCACCGAACGACCGGAGCAGUGGCGUCAGCUGAGAGCGACAGCAAUGCUCGAACCCUCCCCCCCACGUGCCUUGAGACCCGAGACUCCACUGGUGCCGCAGCGAGCGGUCACGCGUCUCCUGGACACGCUGAGUUGGCGACUGGAAACGCAGAGGGAGUCUCUCAACAGAUGCGGGGGCCUCGCCUUCCGUCGCCAGGUCCGGCUAACAGUCCGUCACACCAUUCGCCCUACGUGAGUUCGUCUGUUCCGUUUGAUCAAACUCAGGGCCAGCAUUCUGGCGUCUCCGCAGGUCGACAGCUCGGGGGGACGGGACCAUUCACGAGUUUUUCCGUGAUGCGUGCGCAAAGCCCGCAGCCCUCGAACGUGGCUGCCUGCCGUCGUCCGCGCAGCACACCGCCCUCGGCUGUCGCCGCCACGGGGAGUCAUGCUUGGUAUCGUCUAGCACCAUGGGGGGCGCGUAUCCCGAGAGGUUCUGGGGGCAGAGUAAACGGAGUUUUCUCCCCAUUUCCUGCUCCUGUCUACCAAGAUCACUCGACGUACGUGAAAUCACAGGAAGCGAAACGGUACACGACUUGCUCUCGGUGGCCCGGCGUCUUGGCGGUUCCUGCGUCGCUGCAAGCUCCGCACGGCGGCGUGCACUUUGGCGCCGUCCCAUCGGCCGCGAGAGCCACGAAUUUAGCCGUGCCGAAUCCCGUGAACGGCUCUCACGCACACCCGUCCUUGCAUCGCCCCAUGUCCCCUCAAGGUGGAACGAGUCCAGUCACGAACUCCCCGUCCCCUCUCCGUGGGUUCCAGCAGGGUCCGUGGUUUGAACUCUCGAAGGACGGACGCAUGCUCCCAGCUGGGUGGUUAGAGGGAUCUGUGGGCUUCUCUCCGGGUUCCCCGCUUCCGGGCGGCGCCGGCGUGCGUUCCUCACAGACUUUGCUCCAAGCUGCGGCUGGUCAACAAUGCCGGCAGGUGGUCGUAUCAGGCCAGAGCAUCCAGGCAGCUUCGGCAGUUCACGCCGCUGCAGUGGCCGCAGCAAGUAGAGGAAAUGGAAGAACCCCAAACGCCGCCGGAACGAAUCUCCAGCCUUCUUGGAGCUCUCAGACCCGUAUCAUCCAGAACGUGAAAGGCGUUUGA
Messenger RNA from Neospora caninum, 6171 nucleotides. RefSeq lists its product as hypothetical. Gene Ontology annotation, cellular component: spindle microtubule; chromosome passenger complex; spindle midzone. NCBI's taxonomy places the organism in Eukaryota, Apicomplexa, Conoidasida, Eucoccidiorida, Sarcocystidae. The record is from RefSeq and is a predicted model, not a curated record. Gene Ontology annotation, biological process: regulation of cytokinesis; protein phosphorylation; mitotic spindle organization. The transcript has a single exon. Gene Ontology annotation, molecular function: protein kinase activity; ATP binding. Bases 1 to 6171 code for a protein of 2056 amino acids.